Haliotis rufescens (red abalone) is the source of this 703-nucleotide messenger RNA. RefSeq lists its product as uncharacterized. The record is from RefSeq and is a predicted model, not a curated record. The transcript has 5 exons. Gene Ontology annotation, molecular function: calcium ion binding. Gene Ontology annotation, cellular component: lysosome; extracellular region. Bases 25 to 597 code for a protein of 190 amino acids. Lineage: Eukaryota; Metazoa; Mollusca; Gastropoda; Lepetellida; Haliotidae. Gene Ontology annotation, biological process: cell-matrix adhesion.
UUAUUCCAUUUCAUUCCACGUUUGAUGUCAAUGAUGCUGCUUCUCUUGGUCACUUUGUCCUGUCUGGCGGCCAUCAAGGCUGAACCCGAACCCUGCUGUAUUACCAAUAAAUGGUCAGCCACGAUGUUCGACGUUAACCAGCCCUCCCAAGGAAAUAGUAUAACGGCUGACUUCUUCUACGACUUCGACAGCCUAGCCACUGCCACCCAGUACUAUAAGUACGGAUCAUCUCAACGUGUGAAGUCAAACAGAGUUGUCAUGUCGUUCUCCAAGAGAGAACGCUUCAUGAUCGACGCUGACGGCACAUGCACCAAGGUUGCCGACCCUAACACGUUCCUGCCAAUAUGCAUCCCAACCGUGAGAACAUACCUUGGCUCCAGCUAUGUCGGCACCGAGGCAAGCGGACUGGCAACGGACACCUGGUUCUUUUCAAUCAACACCCACAACUACACCAUGAGCUAUACAAACCCCGGCUGCGUCCUAACAUUCCAGGGAGUCGUCUAUACACAAUCCCUAGAUAUUGUGGUAUACUUCAACGGAUAUAAAGCAGGCAUCACGGAUCCAGCUGCUUUUGACAUCCCGGCCUCCUGCCUAUAGCAGGGCAUCUGCAGUGGUCAUUGUUUAUUUGUUAUCACUGUUGUUGUGUGUUUAAUUUGUGUAAUAUUUACAAAUGGUUUUUGAUCAAUACAUAUCUUUCAAAGUA